AUGGCAGCUUCGCGUUCCGCGGAGGAGAAGCGCUUCUCGCAGGGCCCGGAUCCGGGGCUAAACCGUGCCCUCACGGGUGCCGCCGGCGCCGCCGCCCCGGGUCGCGCCCCGCGCGGGCAAGGGCGGGAGCCCCUGGCCGGGCACCGGGAGCGACCCCGGGGCGGGGAAGGAGGGGGGCCGGCGGGCAGGGCGGGGGCAGAGGCAGUUUGUUUCAGAUUAAGCGGUCACAUCUCCGGCCGAAGAAGCGGCGGGGAUCUCCCGCGUUUGGCAAUGCAAUCUGCUCCCGACGGCGCGGGGAGAGGGCAAGAUCAAAGCAUUCCUCCCGGGGAGACUGCGCGCGGGGUUGCCGUUUGGUCAGCCUGCCCUAACCUCGCUCCUAAAUUUCCCGGAGGAAGGCAGGGCCGGGGAUGCCAGGAGCGGGCGGGCGGCGGCACCGGCACCUGCACCUGCACGCCCGCCGUCCCCGCCGCACGGGAGAGCGAUGCACAGCAGGGCCGGCGCUGGGCGCCCCGCUGCCGCCGGCUCUCGGGGCGAGACCUGCGUGCGGCCCUCGCGGCGUCCCGGAGCCGCUCUUCCCCCCCGCCGCUCACGGGCCGGGACGCUGCCACCAGCGGCGCAGCCCCCGCCGCCGCCUGCGCGGCCCGAGGGUGCCCGCAGGGCGAGGGGAAGGGCCGGUGCCCUGCCCGGGCGGCGGCGGCGGCCGCGCUGGGAGCUCCGGGCGGGCGGCGGAGCCCGUGCCCGUCCCGCCGCCUCGCGGCUCCGCCUGCGCCGCUCGCCCGUGGGCCCGUCCGCACGGGCUUCAAGAGCAGGGUUUUUCCAUGCCGAACCGGUGGCCGGCGGCCGGUCCGUGUGCUCACCCGGCGCCGCCCCGGAGCCCUGGGCGAAGGACGCGCCGCCGCCGACUGGGAGAUCGACGUGGAGAGCGUGGAGGGGGAGGCGGCCGAGGCGGCCGGCGCGCCGCGCAGCAGCGCCGGCCCGGAGAGGGAAGAGGAGGGGGAGGAAGGCGAGGAGGCGGCGGCGGCUGCCCCGCGGCGCGGCGAGCCGCGGAAGCUGAGCCGCACGCCCAAGUGCGCCCGGUGCCGCAACCACGGCGUGGUGUCCUGCCUGAAGGGACACAAGCGGUUCUGCCGCUGGCGCGACUGCCAGUGCGCCAACUGCCUGCUGGUGGUGGAGCGGCAGCGCGUCAUGGCCGCCCAGGUGGCACUCCGACGGCAGCAGGCCACCGAGGACAAGAAGGGGCUGGCGGGGAAGCAGGCGAGCCUGGAGCGCAAAGCCGUCUACCAGAGGCACGUCCGGACGCCCAGCCUCCUGGCCAAGAGCAUCCUGGAAGGUUACCGUCCUAUUCCGACAGACCCUUACCUGGGAGGGAAUUCACCCUUGCCACCCCCUGUGAGUGACAGGAUGAGAAAGAGACGGGCUUUUGCUGAUAAAGAGUUGGAGAACAUUAUGCUAGAGAGAGAGUAUAAAGAGAGAGAGAUGAUGGAAGCUACACAAGCAGCUGCCCUUUUUCUCCCUAAUCGCAUGGUGCAUGGAGCUGAAUACAACUCAUAUAAAACAGCCUUUAACACUAGUCAAGUUGAUACUCCAAACAAGGAGUUUUGCAAUUUUUUACCGACCUGCCUUGAUCUAACCAUGCAGUGUUCAGGAUCCAGCAACAUGGAAUUAAUUUCUUCAAAUGUCAGUGUAGCUACUACCUACAGGCAGUAUCCCCUGUCUUCUAGGUUCUUAGUGUGGCCAAAAUGUGGCCCCAUUAGUGAUGCUCUCCUCUACCAGCAAUGCCUGUUAAAUGCUACUACUGUCCAAGCUCUCAAACCUGGGGCAGGUUGGGAUGCCAAGGUCUCACAAAGUCAGGACUGUCCAAACACUGAGCACAGCAUCAUGUCUCCAAAACUGGAAAAUUCACUCAUUCUGACCCACACGCAAGGCAUUCAGCAGUCGUGUAAUGAGAUACCAUGCCUUCCUCAGGAAGCUCGGGAGAGGUCAGCUUUCUCUCCUCCAAAAAGGACUUUCUGUCAGAUUUCUGAUAAGGAUUCUCUGGCUCCUCAGGAACAGGUAUUAAGCAAGAUCAGCAAAGACAGUACCAAGCCCCCUCCACCACUCAAAUACAAUUCAUUUCAGUCACUGUUCCAGCAAACGUUUCCUGACAGAUCAGGAGCAGAGUUGAGACCAUCAUUUGUGAAAGAGUCUUUUGAAGAUGCUUCUAAGAAAUACAGAGAAUGUGCCAUUAAAGAGAACCAAAACCACAAGUUUACUAUAGACAAAUGUGCAAAAGACUUCUUUGGGCCUAAACAGGCCACAACAAAACUUUCAACAACUGAACCACUGUCAUUUUCAGUUGAAUCCAUUCUUAAAUGA
Molecule: messenger RNA, 2355 nt
Organism: Haliaeetus leucocephalus (bald eagle)
Lineage: Eukaryota; Metazoa; Chordata; Aves; Accipitriformes; Accipitridae
Gene: DMRT2
Product: doublesex and mab-3 related transcription factor 2
Exons: 5
Coding region: 1-2355 (784 amino acids)
Biological process (GO): sex differentiation; regulation of transcription by RNA polymerase II
Cellular component (GO): nucleus
Molecular function (GO): DNA-binding transcription factor activity, RNA polymerase II-specific; RNA polymerase II cis-regulatory region sequence-specific DNA binding
Source: RefSeq, a predicted model, not a curated record